AUGGAAACAAGAACUGGCCAAACGACAGGCGUCACGUCGCCCCUGCCGCUCACGUUUGAGGAAAUUGAUGACCUCAUCUACUCCGCACGUCUGGGAGACGUAGAUGCGCUGCGGACAGAUAUCACGAGCCUCAGCCAGAAAUACAGCUGUUCCGCUUCUGAUAUCAUACAGUCCGCUAUCGACAUGGAAGAUGAGAGUCAGGGGGGGACAGGGGCGUGCUUGUUGCAUUGGCCCGCUGCGAACGGGAAUAUUGAAACGCUCAAUUACCUCCUUAGCCUCCUCUCGACGACGCCAACACAAAGCCAAUCACAGACAACAGCUACUGCCCAAACAUCCCAAGACUCAACAACAACGGCAAUACCGAUAAGCCCGAUCAUAAACCAUCGGAACAACUCUGGUAACACUCCGUUGCAUUGGGCGGCGCUAAACACGCACUUAGAGUGCGUUAAGGCGCUCGUCCAUGCUGGCGCAGGCAUUGCCAUCAAGAACGACGCGGGCCAUGAUGCCGUCUUCCUCGCUGAGAGGUCAGGGUGGACCGCGUUGCCUGCAGAUGAUGAAAAAGGGGAAGAUGGAGAGACAGAAGCAACUACGAAUGGUGUGGAGGGAGAGGGAGAGGGAAGGAGGCCGGUUUCGAAGGGCAUGCAGGUUGCUGAGUGGCUGUUGGAAUGUGAGGAAGGGGAGGGAUUGGAGAGAGGGGCGGGGAUCCGGGGGAGCGAAGAUGGUGAUGGAGAUGCGGGGAGAAUGGAUGGGUUGGAAGGGGGAAAUUGA
This is a messenger RNA of Histoplasma capsulatum G186AR, 768 nucleotides long. RefSeq lists its product as uncharacterized. The coding region runs from base 1 to 768 and encodes 255 amino acids. The record is from RefSeq and is a predicted model, not a curated record. Lineage: Eukaryota; Fungi; Ascomycota; Eurotiomycetes; Onygenales; Ajellomycetaceae. The transcript has 2 exons. Gene Ontology annotation, molecular function: protein binding.